This is a messenger RNA of Nothoprocta perdicaria, 1600 nucleotides long. RefSeq names its product phytanoyl-CoA 2-hydroxylase interacting protein (gene PHYHIP). Gene Ontology annotation, molecular function: protein binding. The record is from RefSeq and is a predicted model, not a curated record. The coding region runs from base 7 to 999 and encodes 330 amino acids. Gene Ontology annotation, cellular component: cytoplasm. NCBI's taxonomy places the organism in Eukaryota, Metazoa, Chordata, Aves, Tinamiformes, Tinamidae. The transcript has 4 exons.
CCGGCCAUGGAGCUGCUCUCCACCCCCAAGAACAUCGAGAUCAACAACAUCACCUGCGACUCCUUCCGCAUCUCCUGGGCCGUGGACAAGAGCGACCUGGAGCGCGUCACCCACUACUUCAUCGACCUCAACAAGAAGGAGAACAAGAACUCCAACAAGUUCAAGCACCGGGACGUGCCCACCAAGCUGGUGGCCAAGGCGGUGCCGCUGCCCAUGACCGUGCGGGGCCACUGGUUCCUGAGCCCGCGCACCGAGUACAGCGUGGCCGUGCAGACAGCCGUGAAGCAGAGCGAUGGCGAGUACCUCGUGUCCGGCUGGAGCGAGACCGUCGAGUUCUGCACCGGCGAUUACGCCAAGGAGCAUCUGUCGCAGCUGCAGGAGAAGGCCGAGCUCAUUGCCGGCCGCAUGCUGCGCUUCUCCGUCUUCUACCGCAACCAGCACAAGGAGUAUUUCCAGCAUGUCAGGAUGCACUGCGGGAACGUGAUGAAGCCGUCGCUGAAGGACAACAGCGGCAGCCACGGCUCGCCCACGAGCGGCAUGCUGCACGGCAUCUUCUUCAGCUGCAACACCGAGUUCAACACCGGGCAGCCGCCGCAGGACUCGCCCUACGGCCGCUACCGCUUCCAGAUCCCGGCGCAGCGCCUCUUCAACCCCAACACCAACCUCUACUUCGCGGACUUCUACUGCAUGUACACCGCCUACCACUACGUGGUCCUGGUGCUGGCGCCCAAGGGCUCUGCGGGCGACCACUUCUGCCGCGAGCGCCUGCCGCAGCUGGACAUUGCGUGCAACAAGUUCCUGACGUGCUGCGCCGAGGACGGCGAGCUCGUGUACCACCACGCGCAGGACAGCAUCCUCGAGGUCAUCUACACCGAGCCCGUGGACCUGAGCCUCGGCGUGCUGGGCGAGAUCAGCGGCCACCAGCUCAUGAGCCUCUCCACGGCCAACGCCAAAAAGGACCCGAGCUGCAAGACGUGCAACAUCAGCGUGGGCCGCUAGGCGCCCGCGGCGCUGGGGGGCCGGCCCGCGGAGCCCCCCGCCCGCGGACAGAGCCCGAGGGGUGCGGGAGCCAUCCCGUGUAAAUAGCGGCGUCGCCUGGAUCCGCUGCCUGCUCCGGCUGGGAUGCUCGGGGCAGGGACACUGAACUGGCAGCGCUCCAUGACCCCGGAGCUGAAGCGGCGUCUCCCGGAUCAAGCAGCGCCUCGUCCCUGCGCUGGCCCCCCGCUGCCCCGUGCAUCGUCCCCCUCCGUCCUGCUCCAGGGCUCGCCGACCGCCCACGCACCCCACGUCCAAGCUCCGCUCUGGGAAAAACCAUCCGGCCCCAAAACGAUGCCCCUCACGUCUGCCCCUCUGCCUCGUCCCCAGGGAGGACGGCAGGCGCAUCGCAGAGGCGCCGGGUGCCACCAAACUGCCUGCGGGCCCAGAAAGAAGCACAAGGGACUGCGGAGCCGCUGUCCCCACUGUCCCCCGCCCUGGCAGGACUGGAUGCCUGGACUUGGACCCCAGGCAACUCCCACGGGGCCCAUCCGUGCCGUGUGCCCACCGCGCGCUCCAGCCGUCGCUGUCACCGAGCCGCGAGCUUGCCGCUUGCCAGCCCCGC